UGCACUCUUUCUUUUUUUUUUUUCCUCUUUCUUUCUUUCUUUUUUUUUUUUUGCAAAGAGACGUUUUUGCAAAACUCCGCUUUGCAAAAGGGGCAAAGCGUGUCCCGUCCCGUGUCCCCUUCCCCCGCGUGUUUCGGGCCGGUUCGGAGCUGGUUCGGCUGCCCGGAGAGAGCCAAAAGCAGCCAUGAAUACCGACGAAGCCUUGAUCUCCCUGCUCGUGAUGGCGGGCAUUAUCUUCCUGGUGGGCACGUGCAGGCAGCUGGCCCACCGGGCGCUACUACGGCGGACUCCCAACUGGUACACUUUCACCCAGGAGCUGACCGCCACUUUCCAGAUUUGUGCUUGCACCCACGAACUUUGCCUGCUGGGCAGCUUGCUGCCCCGUCCGCAAAUCGCCCUUUGGCUCACUUACAUUUUCACCGUCCUCCACGGCUGGACAUUAACGGGCAGCGUGGGCAACCCGGCGAGCAGCAUCCAACAGCUUUACAAAGGCGAGCUGGGGAUCCACGGGUGGUGCCUGCAGACUGCAGCGCAGUUCGCGGCGGCCGUCUUGGCUCACCUGUGCAUGAAAUUCAUCUGGAUGUUGGGCUUCACUGCCGGUCAUUUGAGAGCCCUGCCUGACGUUUGCAGCAACCCCAUUCAAACCAGCCUCACCAAUGCUUUCGGCCUGGAGUUUCUCUUCUCCUUCCUCCUACACCUGACUUUACUCCAGUUCCAGGGCAUGAACCCCACGAUGAAAGUACACCUCAUCGCUUUGCUCAUCACCUCUUUCGUCUACGCAGGAGGAAACCUCACCGGUGCGGUAUUUAAUCCAGCCCUGGCUUUCUCUCUGCACGGAAGCUGCUUCGUAGACCAGCUCUGGAAUUACCUGGUGGUGUAUUGCAUCGCGCCAUGCGCAGGAUCUGUGUUCGUUUCUGUUAUAUGGGAUGAAGUUCUCCCUGGGCUGUACAGAGAUAUUUAAAGGCUGGGAAGGCAAGAUGUCCAAGCAUCGCAUUACGAAAACGGAGGCCAUUUUCUCUCGGAGACCGACAUCGACGUAUCUGUAACAUCUUUCAGAGGUUGAUUUUUGAGCAUGUGAUUUUAAUGCCUAGUAGGCUCCUGUGCUUUAAAAAUUUCCUACGCUGAGGCACGUGGGGGGAAAAAAAUCACCAGGAUCUGUUUUCAGAUCCUUGAAAACCUGAAAAGCCGAACGCCUGUGCCUUUUAUAAGGGAAGUUAUCUUCAUUUAUGCAUCCAUUUCAUCCAUUUCAGGAGAUAGGAGUUAGCGUUCUAAGGGAAAACAAUUCAUUCAAAAAAUGUACCAAAAAAAAAAAAAAGUGUCAUAGAAAAAAUUAUAUAUACUUUUUCAUUCAAAAAAUGAAAAAUGGGCAAUCGGAUGGCAGCUAAAACGGUCAUAAUUAAAGAUUAUUAUGAGAUUUAGCUCAAGAACACGGUUUUUUUAAAAAAAAACAAAAAAAAAGUCAACCAUUUUGGAUGCUUGGACUUCAACUCCCAGAAUUCUCCAGCCUGCCUUGGCUAGGGAAUUCUGGGAGUUGAAGUUCCCCCUAUCCUAAAACGGAUAACUUUGAGAAACACUGGGCUUGAAAAUGAUUUAGUAAACUACACCAUAAAUAAGUCUUAAUCUGGAAAUGUGGGAUUCUUUUGCGGGCUAUCCAAAUCGUUUUAAAUUUCUGCCUCCUAAGCAGUGACAGAAUAUUAUUUAUUAUAUAUUUAUAAUAUUAUAUUAUAAUACAAAUAUAAAUAUUAUAAUAUUUAUUAUGUAUUAUAAAUAUAUAAUUAUUUAUAUGAGAAUACUUUAUAUUCUCAUAUAAAGUGAGGCAGCCUCAAAUCGCCCUAGAAACAUUUUUCCAAGUAUUUGAUGCUAUUUUUUUUUUUAAAGCGUGAGCCAGCUUUGUAUAAAUGAUAAUUUAUAAAGCACAGUUUCAUGCAUUUACCUUAUGCAUCUGAAAAAGUUCAAACCCAGCAGCUUUAUAUCAUUAACUAAGGGCUGAAAAGUUACUUUUUGGGAGUACCUCUUUAUUGCUAAAGCGGCAAACGAUCCCAAAAAUGAGAAACAAGAUCCGUAUGGUUUCGACAUAUGCUUCGAGAUUUCAGGCAUCGAUAAAAGAGAAUUUCCUCAAUUAUUUGCACAAUCUGGAACUCGGCAGUUUAUGAAAUAAAACAAGACGGGGCCAUAAUUGUUCUGGAAGCUUAGCGUUAUUUCCUUCCAGAAUUUCUAAUUUUGUUCUGUUAAUAUAAAACCGUUUCUAUUUUGUUCUGUUCGUUAAUUCCGUUAGGUUUUCCCCCCCUUCCCCGAAUCGAACAAGGAUGCUAACAUUUAGAAAGAGCGAACGGUUCAUUUCAGGAAAAACGUGAAAUUUCCCACCCAUUUUUAAGUUGGAAGCAACUUUAAAAGAAAUUUGGGUCUUUUUGGACUUUUAAAAACGCCUAAUGUGAACUAGAGUUGAUAGGAUAUUGCCUGGAAAUACCCAGUAUUUUUUUUUUUUUUUAAAGAACGUGUCUUAAUAUUUUUGGUGGAUGGAAAACUUUUGGUGGGGUUUAUUUUUAUUUUUUUUGCCUGGUUUACAUUUAAAGAACAUUGAAGUGAUCCUAAAUUGCCGUCAGCUGUCCUUGAAUUCCAGCUAAAGGAUUUCUGUUCAUGUUAACGGUUGUCUCCUUCACGAUAAUGGCGAAAUUCGCGCUGUAAUAUUGUAUAUUAUACGCAUUUGAGAUGUCGUCAUUGUCGACGUGGCAAAACGGCUGCAGAAGCGAGGCAUCAAAAUAUUCCUGCAGCAAAUCAGGCAAAGGACGGGGAAUAUUGAGUUCUAAUCUUUGCACUAAUUGGAUUAGAAACAUCAUCUUCAGUUUCCCUUACCCUGCGAAACUUGAAUGUGGCACGUCCCUUCCUGGAAAAAUGAACCAAGCCUGAACAAAAUCACCCACAACUUUACAUAGUGGGGUUAAUAUUGUCUUAAAAAGAGUAGAAAAUGGAUUUAUUUUCUUAAUAAAGAAUAGCUUACUUUUACAAA
Molecule: messenger RNA, 3007 nt
Organism: Pantherophis guttatus
Lineage: Eukaryota; Metazoa; Chordata; Lepidosauria; Squamata; Colubridae
Gene: AQP11
Product: aquaporin 11
Biological process (GO): transmembrane transport
Cellular component (GO): cytoplasm; membrane
Molecular function (GO): channel activity
Source: RefSeq, a predicted model, not a curated record